AUGGAGCCAACAAGAACUCCUAUCAGGUCAAUACAUCCUACCAAGCCUAUCAAGAGACCAAAACUGAAGCCAUUAUGGAGACAUCACAUUCUUUAUUUUUUGCAGUAUUUCCGGGAAGCCCCUAAAAGUGAAUUUUUGCCUAUACAAAAACAAGAUUUUUGGAGCGUAUCUUUUGAUUGGAGCAUUAAGUUAAACAACACUUAA
Blepharisma stoltei is the source of this 204-nucleotide messenger RNA. NCBI's taxonomy places the organism in Eukaryota, Ciliophora, Heterotrichea, Heterotrichida, Blepharismidae. The record is from the annotation of a GenBank genome assembly.